Messenger RNA from Didymodactylos carnosus, 600 nucleotides. Lineage: Eukaryota; Metazoa; Rotifera; Eurotatoria; Philodinida; Philodinidae. The record is from the annotation of a GenBank genome assembly.
AUGUGGCAAACAAAGCAUCAUAAAAGUCUAUUUAAGUUUGGUACCGAUACGAAUAAUCAUAUUGAACGGUUUAACAGAAUAUUAAAAGAUUAUACAUCACCUAAAAUGUACAUAUCUGAAUGCGUAGCAAAAUUGAUUUUGAUUGUUGAAGACGCUAAAGCCGAUGAAAUGAAUAUAAAUAUUAAUUUGAAACAAAAGAUUUAUAAUUAUGAUGAUUCAGCGUUGCUUAAAAGAUUUGGUUCACAAAUUACAAGUAAAGCUAUUGAAUUAUUACGAAAACAAAAUGAAAAACUUAAACAUAAACAUUACUUUAUCAAAGAAAUUGAAGAAAGUAGAUGGAAAAUCGGUCAUAAAGACGAAGAAGAAAAUCAUUUUAUUACUACAAGUAUAGUUUAUCGCAACCCAUAUGAAGACUUAUUAUUUUGCAACUGUCAAUUUUAUUUACAGAAUCAAUUACCGUGUCGACAUAUGAUAAUCUUACUUGAUAGAAAUACCGAUGAGUUAUACGAUCAAGCAAAUAAAAUACAAGAAGUUUUUUCAAUUAACAAGCAAUGGUUAAAAAAUCCAGCUGGUUAUUAUAUAAAUGAAAUUGAUGAUUGA